This is a messenger RNA of Notothenia coriiceps (black rockcod), 653 nucleotides long. RefSeq names its product RAN binding protein 3b (gene ranbp3b). The transcript has 8 exons. The record is from RefSeq and is a predicted model, not a curated record. Bases 81 to 638 code for a protein of 185 amino acids. Lineage: Eukaryota; Metazoa; Chordata; Actinopteri; Perciformes; Nototheniidae.
UGCUCUGCCACUGAAAACAUUUCUGCCUCAACUUGUAUUAUCUGCGCGGUGGGUUGUGGGUGUGUGAGCGUCGAAGUAAAAUGGCGGACUUGGCAAACGAAGACAAGCCUGCCCUAGCGCCUGCUGUGUUUGUUUUCCAAAAAGAUAAAGCACAGAAGAGAUCUGCAGAGGGCUCAAGUGCAGAGGAUGGAGAAGAUUCAGAUAAAGACGAGGGAAGCUAUUGCCCCCCUGUGAAAAGGGAACGGACCUCAUCGUUCCCACCCCCACAUUCUGUUCCCAAGAACAAUGUAUUCAUGCCCCCAAGUUUCUGCCAGUCUCCAACUGGGAACUCUGACUCUGAGCCAGAGGAGAAGCCCGUUGGAUUCCGCUUAAAGCCGCCAACCCUCAUACACGGACAGGCCCCGAGUUCAGGCGUCCCAAGUCAGAAACCCAAGGAGCAGCAACGCAGUGUCCUCCGCCCUGCAGUUCUCCAGGCGCCGCCCUCUAAAUCACAUAUAGAGUCCAAUUCCAGUUGUGGAACCAACGGUGUGAAAAAGUCACCAGAUGGGGCCCCUGGCUCCCAGUCCCUCUUCCUGAACAACACGGAGCACACUUUGACCAAAUCACAGGUGAGGAGUAGCUUGGUAUUAAUCAACUAAUGCCAUUCAGUCAGU